Molecule: messenger RNA, 1671 nt
Organism: Caenorhabditis sp. 36 PRJEB53466
Lineage: Eukaryota; Metazoa; Nematoda; Chromadorea; Rhabditida; Rhabditidae
Source: the annotation of a GenBank genome assembly
AUGUCUGAAGAGGAGCUCUCGCGUGAGUUAUAAUCAAUUCUCGAAUUGCCAAACGCGCUAGUUUUAUUUCAGAGCACUUAGUGGAUGUGCUUCGUGUGACUGAGGAGUGUCUUGAUCGAGGCCGGUUCUCUUUCAAGUACAUCUCGGAUCAUCUCGACGCGAUAUCUGAAGUUGGAGCUAUUAUACAAACGCUAGAUCCGUACGAGAAUGUUUUCACGAUCGAAGUUGUGGAUGCAUUGAAAUACGUGUUGAAAGAGGUUUGUCAGCUCACGGUCUCCAGAGCUGACAAUAAGCGCAAGUACGCCCCGCCUAAUAGAGCGAUACAUUGGCGCGAAAUUCAAAUUUUAACAGCAAAAUUUGUGUUUUUUGACAUAUUAGCCACGAAAAACCGAUAAUUUCUCAUUUGUCUCUCGAUAGACCGAUUGUAUAGGCUAUUACGAAUUUUUUAAGCGCAAGAGCGUUAAAUUUGGUCAAGUCGGAAAUCACAUUUAUCCGUUUGAAGGUUUUUGGCUAAAACUGCGUGAAUUUCAGUUGCUUUUCGGUAGUUUUCGCGGUUCGAGCGCUCAAAAUUCUUGUAUUUACGUGAUUUAUCAUUCUCAAAACCAAUUCCGUCUGAAAACAGUCAAGAAAGCGCAAAAUGAGAAGUGCGGUUUUUAGGCGGCGAUCGGCGGCGAAGGCGAAAAAGCGAAAUCCGCGAAAAAUGCGCCAAAACGUCAUUAAUUCUGAGAAUUUGUGUGUUUUCAUGUCGAACAUGCAUUUUUUAUCGCCGUUGACCACAAAAAUCAGAGAAAACGUGCUCAAUUCAUGAAAACGCCAUUUGGCGGCCGAGGCCACGCCCAUAUUGUCAGCUCUGGAGACCGUGCGCGCAGCUUCUUUUCCUAACAUUCUGCUACGUCACAAGGUAUUUGAAGCUCUUCGAGUUCAUGCAACUCCAUUGCGACGAUCUGAUCGCGUUCAAAGAGGACUCUAAUGAAUACACGGUUCGUCGGCGAAUCUGUAAAACUCUGAAAGUGUCAAAGUGCGUUUCAGGAAAUCGCUGAAACCGCUAUGAACUUGCUCGAGAAGAUGAUCACGAGCCUUUCCACACCGGGAGAAAUCAACGAGCAGUUUGUGGCUGUCUGUGAAGAAACUUCUCCAGCGGAAUAUGGAAAAGUAAGGUGCCACUAGUCACGUAAGCCUAAUCAAAUUUCUUGAGAAACUUCUGGACCUUCUCGAAAGCGACGAGGAAAAUCCGUUGAACGUGGCAUUUGCCGAAGACCCGGAGAUGACAUUGGAGUUUAUCAAGUGGGAGAACAUUAUCAAUGGCGUGUUGGCUCAAUUUGUGCGAACUUUCAGCUCUAAUUCCACGUUUUCAUGUUAGUUUUUUAGCUUUUCAUCGAGGCCUACGCAAGUGGACUUGUCAAGUACGGAGAUACGGAGGAGACGAACGAUUUGAACGCGAGAAUUGGGGAGUUUAAGGAGAAAUGGGAUGCGGAGAGGGGUUAUGCUGAAGGAGAAGAGGGGCAAAGUGAAGAAGAAGAAGAAGAAGAAGAAGAAGAGGGAGAUGGUGAUGAUCAGCAACGUGGUCAACACGAUGAAGAAGAAGAACAAGAAGAGGAACAAGAAGGGGAUCAAGAAGACAAAGUUGAGGAGGAAGAAGAGAGUGAAGAAGAGAACGAAGAUCAGCAAUAA